Molecule: messenger RNA, 1109 nt
Organism: Eremomyces bilateralis CBS 781.70
Lineage: Eukaryota; Fungi; Ascomycota; Dothideomycetes; Eremomycetales; Eremomycetaceae
Exons: 1
Coding region: 253-945 (230 amino acids)
Source: RefSeq, a predicted model, not a curated record
CAGUGUCACUUCAAAGUUUAAAUAUGCCGGAAGCUCGGUCCACAGGAAGCCUUUCUUGCAUUCCUCAUUCCCAUCCAGUUCCAAGUCGACUCUUAACGGAUUUCAUCCUGUAUUCUGUACGGUAUACGCAUAUUAACGUACCAACCGCGACCCAGCAGCUCCGCUGUUGAGAUGACAGCGUGAUGAUUCCAUCCAUUCCCUGCCGUUGACAGACCCUGACAGGGUGUCUUGCCUCGUGUGCUCGAGAGCACAAUGUAUUCACGAAAGAGAGGACGUUCUUCGUCACCUCCACUGCCUGAAUCACUACCGGAAAAGGAAUCAGACACACAAAAACCGUCUAUCUACGAUACGAUCAAGCGGAGCCGAGCCGUGCCGGAGCACGAUGGGCCUCCUCUCAUGCAACUAUCGGAUUGCCCCCGGCUCCCUAUCCAACCCCUUCUCGCAUCUCGCCUUCUUCAGCAAGCCCCUUUAACCAAAGGAAUAGCGAGCGAUACUGUACCUCGAUCGGAUACGUCGCCGAUUGUGCUCGCUGUUGUGGAAAGUACACGUAUUCAUGUGGAUCUACUGCACCGUCAUCUCGAUGCGUUGGCUUCCUUGCAUCCAGACCUCUGCUUUUAUGUUGUCUUGCGGGAUUCACACCCGCUUCUCGAGAGCAUCGCUAGCUCAUUAACUUGCUCUCCGUUUCCGAUGCCUACUCUCAUAGUACAACCGCGCACGGUUGUUCCCCUCGGAUUGCUCCACCCUCUUGGCGGAGGGCAGACGCUCCUGGAUGCCGUGGUACUUCUGGACUCAAGCUUGCGGAAACGAAUCACCCUGCCGGUGGGCUGGGGCGAAGGGUCGCUGUUGACUUCUCCUGUACCUGGGGAUGAGAGCGCCCGAUUUCUCGGGGUCAGGAUGAUGGAGAUUCUGAGCGCCGGGCUACACCAACUACAGGCAGAACAGUGAUGGGUUUCAAAAGGGAGCGAGAAAAGAAGCUUUCCCUAUUCGCUGGAUUCACAGGACACGAAAAGGACGCACUAUGGAUCAUAGAACGCAAAGUCUAUCCAUUCGCGGUUCCAUCUAUUCAGAUAUAUAAGCAACGAAAGCAGCAUAAUCCCUCCAAUGCACAU